UUCCUCUCUCUCUCUCUCUCUCUCUCUCUCUCUCUCUGUGUCUGUCUCUCAUUUGUGAGCCAAGAUGAGGCCAACCAAAGAACCAAAGAGAAGCCGAAGCCGAGGCCGUAGCUCCCCAUCAUCACCAAUCGGAGACCGGACCAGACGCUCCCUCUCCGCACCGGGGUCACGCCAAACUAGACCCGCACUCACUCCCUCUACCUCUCUCCUGGACCGCGAGCUCGUCACCGAAGAUGCCACCACUCUCUUCGAAGACCUUCGAAUCUCCUCAGACGCCAACCCUCGGAGCUUCCCGUACAGCGUGAAGCAGCAGUGCUGGGACAAGGCCGAGAAGGUCCGAGGCCGAGACCCUGAGCGCUGGCGCCGAGACGCGCUCGGCAACCUCCUGUUUCGGAAGCUCGUGGGUUGCCCGGGAUGUCUCUGUCAUGAUUAUGAUCACAUUGUUCCUUACUCUAAGGGAGGACAAAGCACGCUCGAAAAUUGUCAGGUUUUGCAGACAGCUGUUAAUCGUUCAAAGGGAAAUCGGACCGAGAUGUCAAGAACUGAGCUCAUUCAGAAAAGUUCUUAUUGCCGGGUUGCAGGUCGUGACAUGGAUCUUCUCGAACUGUCUGCCUACGGCAAUGUCCGUCGCGGGCAAGACUCUGGGGGAUGUAGAAUCCAAUAGAAAUACUAGCUGUGGUAACUUCUUGUGAAGUUGAGUAGGAUAUGAAUAUAUAUACACUAACAUUUGCAUUAAACUGCACAACAUGUGCUUGAUUACCUUCUGUUGGUCAUGUAAAGCAUUUGAGUGGGCUUUCUCUUCCCAUCGCCCAAAAAAUGUUUUUGUUAGCUUAGGUCUCUUCAUUAAAUGUACACUGAACAGAUGGUGUCAAAGGCAAUCCAGUUUCAUGACAAGUGCUUAUUUGACUGCUAGAUAUUUCCU
Corylus avellana is the source of this 922-nucleotide messenger RNA. Its product is annotated as HNH endonuclease. Gene Ontology annotation, molecular function: endonuclease activity; nucleic acid binding; zinc ion binding. NCBI's taxonomy places the organism in Eukaryota, Viridiplantae, Streptophyta, Magnoliopsida, Fagales, Betulaceae. The record is from RefSeq and is a predicted model, not a curated record.